UUUAUUUAACAGAACAAUGACAGUAAUCCACCAGUUCCUCAACAUGAAACUUAUUUUAAACACCAAACAUAAAAGUAGUUUCUUUCACUGUUCAGACUUUGGUGUUUUCAUGAAAGUGAGUUCUCUGUAAAUCAGGGAGGAGGAGGUUCUCCGCGCGGAGGUCGGUGCAGGAGCCAGACCCGGAUCAGGAGGAACCGUUCGGUCCAAACUGUCCGUCAUGGAGGUUCCUGCCAUCAACCUGAAGGCCAUCGUCCUGGUACAUUGGCUGCUCACUGUUUGGGCAUGCAUGGCGUGGCCCUCGUUGUCCUUCAUGUGGGGGAACUUCAGCGUCUUAGCGGUGGGCGUGUGGGCCAUCGCACAGAGGGACUCGGUGGACGCUGUUCUCAUGUUUCUCGUGGGCAUCGCGGUGACCAUCCUGACCGACAUCAUCCACUUUGGAGUUUACUUUUCCUCGAGCCUCUUCGACUCCAGCGUGUUCCGCUUCAGUGCCGGGAUGGCCAUCCUCAACCUGCUGUUCAAACCCGCGUCCUGCUUCUUCGUGUACCAGAUGUACCGCGAGCGAGGAGGCGAGUACAGCGUCAACUUUG
Molecule: messenger RNA, 587 nt
Organism: Oryzias melastigma (Indian medaka)
Lineage: Eukaryota; Metazoa; Chordata; Actinopteri; Beloniformes; Adrianichthyidae
Gene: agtrap
Product: angiotensin II receptor-associated protein
Biological process (GO): regulation of blood pressure; angiotensin-activated signaling pathway
Cellular component (GO): plasma membrane
Source: RefSeq, a predicted model, not a curated record